AUGUGGCCACUCACCUUGAAGCAUAAUGUUUAUCUGGGGUCACUGGAUGUUUAUGUCAACUUCGAAGAAAAUAUUACAGCAAAAUAUGGUGUAGUAUGCGAGGGCUGGCCACUGCUAAAAUUUUGCAGCCCUGGAGACAUUGGCUCACACACUGAAGUCAAGGUACUCAACAGCACAUGGAAAACAGGGACUGAAAAAUUCCAGAAGAUGUCAAAGGCUGAGUUCAAGCAGCGGGACAAAGAUAGGUUCCAGCAGAAAUUGCUUGCUGAUUCGGAAGGCUCUGCUAAUAUCACCAAGUCUUCACCCAUAAUGGAGGCACCUGCAUCUGUACUGCCCGCUAAUGAAACAACAAGUCACCCGCCAGAAAUUUGA
Suillus fuscotomentosus is the source of this 372-nucleotide messenger RNA. RefSeq lists its product as uncharacterized. The transcript is spliced from 3 exons. The record is from RefSeq and is a predicted model, not a curated record. Bases 1 to 372 code for a protein of 123 amino acids. NCBI's taxonomy places the organism in Eukaryota, Fungi, Basidiomycota, Agaricomycetes, Boletales, Suillaceae.